AUGAAUUCCGCAACAUUACAACUGCCAUUAUUUGCUGAUUUUUUGCCUCAUCUUCAUGCUUAUGCAAACAGUGUUUUGUAUCCUGCUGUAAUUUAUCCGCAAAACUCGUCAAGAAAGAUAGAAUCAAAUAUUGUGAUUGGCAUACCAACAGUUGCUCGACGAAAUGUACUAGGCCAUUUAAAGCUUCCAAGUUUAAUACAGUCUUACCUGUUGCCGACACUACAGUCGUUAAUUGGAGGAAUUUCGAGUAAUAGAGAUGGAAUGGUUGCUAUCGUUGUUCUCGUUUCCGACUUCUUGGGUUCCAAUUCUUCAUUUGUAAAACAGCAAUGUGCAUCAUUGCAAUCAGAAUUUUUUCCCGAAAUAAAUUCAGGACUUUUAACUAUUAUUGUUCCACCUAUUGAAUGGUAUCCUUCUGAUUUACACUCUGUUGUUCCAACUUUCAAUGAUUCUCCCGAUCGAAUGUAUUGGCGUACAAAACAGAAUCUUGAUUAUAUGUAUUUGAUGUUGUACUGUCAAAGGCGAGGCCAAUAUUAUUUGCAGCUAGAGGAUGAUGUACUCGUUAAACCUGGUUAUGUUCAUUCAAUCGAGAAAUUUAUUAGUGAUAAUGCAGCAGUUGAUUGGUUCAUGCUUGAAUUUUCAUCCUUAGGUUUUAUUGGUAAACUCUUUCGAACAUCAGAUUUGAAACUGUUGGUACAGUUCAUUGCCAUGUUCUACCGACAAAAACCAGUGGAUUGGUUGCUAGAUUUAUUAUUUAUAAAUAGAUACUGCCAUCCAGAGAAGUCCGAUAAGAAUUGUGCUGAGGUUGUCAAGCGACACCGCAUUCGUCAUCGACCCUCCCUCUUUCAGCAUAUUGGUGUGCAUUCAUCGUUGACUGGAAAAUUACAAAAAUUGCGGGAACGAGAUUUUGGUAAAGAUCAGUUGUAUAUACCUCAUAAUGACAAUCCUCCUGCAAAAAUCACUACAUCGCUAAAAACUUAUAUGGUUUUUGAUAUUAAUAGUGCUUAUGACGGUCGUAACUAUUAUUGGGCCUUUGCUCCAGUUGCUCACGACUACAUAUUAUUUGAAUUUUACUCUGUAUUUUCAUUGAUCGGAGUUGUAAUCCGUACUGGUAACCCGGAACAUCAGGAUGAUAUAUUAAAUGAAACUGCAGAACUGCUGAUUAAAAAAAUAAAUGAAGAUAAUUUUACAUCUGUUGCUCGGUUUAAUAAGCGUGGCACACUACGAGCUGAUUUUGAUAGGGAAGUCGAAGUUACAUCAAUGAAGAUUGAGAUUCAUGAGAGAAGCUCCAAUUGGCUGAUAAUUAAUGAGGUGCAUGUAAUUGUAGUGUAA
Molecule: messenger RNA, 1329 nt
Organism: Thelazia callipaeda (thelaziosis nematode)
Lineage: Eukaryota; Metazoa; Nematoda; Chromadorea; Rhabditida; Thelaziidae
Source: the annotation of a GenBank genome assembly